Molecule: messenger RNA, 2176 nt
Organism: Xyrauchen texanus (razorback sucker)
Lineage: Eukaryota; Metazoa; Chordata; Actinopteri; Cypriniformes; Catostomidae
Product: transmembrane protease serine 13-like
Exons: 13
Coding region: 158-1615 (485 amino acids)
Biological process (GO): proteolysis
Cellular component (GO): membrane
Molecular function (GO): serine-type endopeptidase activity
Source: RefSeq, a predicted model, not a curated record
GAUAAGUGGGCAGUCUUAACUAUCUUUUGAAAUGCAGGUGAGAAAUAGACAGAAGGGUCUCAUUUUUUCCUUUGCGACAGUAGAGACAGGUUGGAAUCCCACCCACCCAAACACAUACACACUGUGGAUCUUACCAUAGUCCUCACUCCCAUAUCAAAUGGCAGACAAUGACACGAAGGACCCUCCUCCACCAUACUCCUCGGUGACAUUGGAUUCACCUCCCCCUUUCGUGGCCUAUGAGCAGGUGGUUUAUAAUAGCAAAUAUGAUGUCACUCAGAAAACAGUACCAUACUAUGUUCAAAAGGAUCCAGCACAAGUAGCAGCCAUUAUUGUCACACAGCACAAUGCCUUGCAUGCCAGUAGCAAUAAGCAGGUGUCUUGCGGACACAGAACCAAGUGUUAUGGUGGUUUGGCAGGUGCACUUUUGCUGUUGGUUCUGCUUGGAUUGGCCAUCUGGCUUGGAGUAUAUUAUAGGCCCAAGGUCCACAAAGACGACGGAUGGGAUAAUGGAGGAUUCAAGUCACCUAACACCUGCUCAAACUCCUCUGUACCGUGUGAUGCCAUCCAAGCCUGCCAACAGUCCAAUGAUGAGACAAACUGUGUGAGGUUUGGUGAUGGUGAAGUUUUGCAGGUCAAAACAGCUCAGGAUGGUCGAUUCCUCCCUGUUUGUUAUCAGGGACUGGAUACCAAUUACGCAAAUCAGAUCUGUGCCCAGUUGGGAUUUAGAAGAUCCUAUGCAUCAAGUCCAGUGAAGAGCACAGAUUCUGUAGCCCUUAGUUUAAGACUUAGAACAGACAGUCUUAUUCAAGGUCUGGUCAAUGUCAGUUUGACCUGUGAGGACGAGCAAGUAGUCUCCCUUCAGUGCACUGACUGUGGUAAGCAGCAGACUACCUCCAGGAUCAUAGGAGGCAGUGCUUCAAAACUCGGCCAGUGGCCCUGGCAGGUUAGCCUGCAUUUUAACAGAAGACACGUUUGUGGUGGGUCACUCAUCUCUCCAGACUUUGUCGUGACAGCUGCCCAUUGCUUCCAAGGCCCAAUGAUGAAUACUGGAAGUUGGCGUGUUUAUGUUGGAGCAAUUUCCCAGAAUAAUCUUCAGAUCUUCUCCAAUAUAAAGAAGAUUAUAGUAAAUGAGAAUUACAAUGAUCGCACCAAUGACAAUGACAUUGCCUUGCUGAAACUCGACAAGCCUGUGGACUUCUCUGAUACUGUGCAGCCUGUUUGUCUUCCUGGCUUUGACCAGAACUUUUCUGAAACAUCAGAGUGCUGGACAUCUGGCUUUGGGACAACAGAAGAAGGAGGAGGCCAUGCCUCUACAAAUCUCAUGGGAGUGACAGUGAAUAUCAUAGACUCGCGAGUUUGUAACAGCAGUCGGGUAUACAAUGGGGCCAUCUCCAAGAAUAUGGUGUGUUCAGGAGAUUUGAAUGGGGGCCGAGACUCCUGUCAGGGCGACAGUGGAGGUCCAUUGAUGUGCAAGGGAGAUAAUGAACGCUGGUAUCUGGUAGGAAUUACGAGUUGGGGAGCAGGCUGUGGAGAAAGACUUAAACCAGGGGUAUAUAGCAAAGUGACCAGCCUUCUGCCCUGGAUCUACAGCACAAUGCAGCAAGAGAAGCCCUGAUGCCUUUCUUUCGCAUGGUGUGUCUAUCCCUGAGUCUUUGAACAAUGACAGUGGACACACAGAUGAACAAACUGAAAGCUAUGUGAUGGAUGGGACAUGAACAACAGAACAAUGCACUUUGACAUGGGACAGUGUUGCAAUACUGUAGCCCCAAUCGGACACAUAUUUACAGACUUCAUUUGAUGAUGUCGUUCCUACAUUCUCCUUUGAAAAUAUAUUAUUAGAUCAUACAUCCUGGGAAGGCAGAGUUUGGAAGGGGACCUUCCGCUUCCCUUCUUUGGCUGUGCUUUCCAUUAGCUACCCUGAUUCUUAUCUUUAAACGUAUACUGUAAGUUCACAGCACACUGCUGAAUCUGAGCCUUUGUUGCCUCUUUAAAUUAACAGGAUCCUUGCACUGAUUUUUACUACUGAAGUUUAUUGGGAUUAUUGUUUAUGAGUUUGCUGCUCUCUACAACAAAUCUGUAUUUAAUAACCAAAAGGGUGUUCAUUUUUAUUUGAACAUUGGUGUCUAUGAAUAAAGGUGAAAUGUUAUGUAUGUGUUCAAGGGCAUAGAUUUUUUUU